This is a messenger RNA of Salmo salar (Atlantic salmon), 12654 nucleotides long. Its product is annotated as serine/threonine-protein kinase WNK2. Gene Ontology annotation, molecular function: ATP binding; protein serine/threonine kinase activity. Lineage: Eukaryota; Metazoa; Chordata; Actinopteri; Salmoniformes; Salmonidae. Gene Ontology annotation, biological process: protein phosphorylation. The record is from RefSeq and is a predicted model, not a curated record.
UUACUAUGGGCGUGGAACCUGUAAAAAGGGGACCUCGCAGCAGUAGACAGUAGUUGCAUUUACCGGGCUGAUUUAUUUUGUGAUGGAAAACACUGACGACCUAUUAACGUUUCAAGUUAAAUACUGAGGAAAUUUACCCGGACACCAGCAUUACAACUCUUGAAGAUUCAUCGCCUCUGAAAGUCGUAUGACAGACACUCGCGCAGGUAACCUGCAGAAAGAUAAACCGCACGCGUAUUUCCCACAUCGGAUGAGUCGAGGCCGGGAAGCAAGAUUGAUGUGCACGCUGACAUCGUUCCGUUGAUACCCCGAUGCUGAAGAAUUGUCACCGGGCGUGCGCUGCAGAUAUUCGGCCCCCACUCCAUCUUCACGUCGGGAAUAGCCAUGGUAAUCAUCUGGAAAAGUCAGUGAUUCAACAAUUAAAUCGCCAUGGAAUCGGGUGCUGAGCCCGAUGGAUUUAAAUACCCAUCUCUUCCCAAUUCGCAAUGUGAACUCAACAUAAAUAUGUAUGAGACUAUCAGAGACGGAAACGUCACUAAUAUGGACACUUCGACGGUCGUGAGAGGUGGGAGUGACCCUAGUGCAUAUCCUCCAUCGAAUUAUCAGCGGAUCGUGCGCCAAAGAUUCAUCAGGAGAAGUUUGUGGUUCUCAGACUCUGAUGAGCAGGCCUUUGAGGUGCCAGAAUGUGACAACAGGAGUAAAAUCCUCAACGUAAGCCUGCGCACGAUAGUUGACAGGACACGGGGGGCUCGGUUGGGGCCACAGGAGAGUUCCACUCCCGAGAGUCAUGGGGGGAAGAAAGACGGCGCCACAGAGGGUGCCAGUGCUGAUGAAAAGGAGAAAGCUGUGGAUAAAUUGAAUGUUACAUCCACCGACGGCAGUAAAAACACUGUCAGAACUGCUAGCGAGGAGAACGAGGAAGAGGCUGAGAUGAAAGCUGUUUCCACGUCCCCUGGGGGACGGUUUCUCAAGUUCGAUAUCGAGCUCGGGAGAGGGUCCUUCAAGACUGUUUAUAAAGGUCUGGAUACCGACACCUGGGUGGAAGUUGCCUGGUGUGAACUUCAGGACCGUAAGCUGACCAAAGUGGAGCGUCAGCGGUUUAAGGAGGAGGCCGAGAUGCUGAAGGGGCUGCAGCACCCCAACAUCGUCCGCUUCUAUGACUUUUGGGAGUCACCCCUCAAAGGGAAGAAGUGCAUUGUCCUGGUGACGGAGCUCAUGACCUCCGGCACCCUCAAAACGUAUCUGAAGCGUUUCAAGGUGAUGAAACCCAAGGUCUUAAGGAGCUGGUGUAGACAGAUCCUAAAGGGCCUCCACUUCCUCCACACCCGGGACCCUCCUAUCAUCCACAGGGACCUGAAGUGUGACAACAUCUUCAUCACGGGCCCCACUGGCUCUGUAAAGAUAGGAGACCUGGGCCUGGCCACACUCAAGAGGGCCUCCUUCGCCAAAAGUGUCAUAGGCACCCCAGAGUUCAUGGCCCCAGAGAUGUAUGAGGAGCACUAUGACGAGGCAGUGGACGUCUAUGCCUUUGGGAUGUGUAUGCUGGAGAUGGCCACCUCGGAGUACCCCUACUCUGAGUGCCAGAACGCUGCACAGAUCUAUCGCAAAGUCACCAGCGGAGUGAAGCCUGCCAGCUUUAACAAGGUUGUGGAUCCUGAAAUCAAGGAGAUUAUUGGCGAGUGCAUCUGCCAAAAGAAAGAGGAGCGGUACUCUAUAAAGGACCUGCUGAACCACGCCUUCUUUGCGGAGGACACAGGGGUGCGGGUGGAGCUGGCAGAGGAGGAUGAUGGGAAGAAGGCAGCUAUCGCCCUGAAACUGUGGGUGGAAGACCCCAAGAAGCUGAAGGGGAAGUACAAGGAGAGUGGAGCAAUUGAGUUCACCUUUGAACUGGAGAAAGAGACCCCAGAGGGCGUGGCCCAAGAGAUGGUGGAAUCUGGGUUCUUCCAUGAGAGUGAUGCUAAGAUCGUGGGGAAGUCUAUCCGAGACCGUGUAGCGCUGAUCAAAUGGAGGAGAGAGAGGUCUGUAUUGGCAGGACCUACAGUGGACAUAGGAGAGGCAGGACUCGGGGCCCAGUCAGCCCCAGCCCAGGGGGCCUCUGCUGGGGCUACACAGGCAGUACAGCCCCCUCUGCUGGAGCCAGAGGCAGACCAGCACGCCAGGCUGUGUAACCUUCCAGCCAGCGCCACCUCUGUCACAUCAGACAGUACGUUUGACAGCGGCCUGGGCUCCGCUGUGUACUCUGACUCCCACAGCAGCCAACACAAUGUCCUCUACCAGUCCCUAGUGGAGCCCAUCACCAUGGCAACGCAUCACCAGCGUCACCGCAGUGGUCUAUAUUUGGCUUCAGCACGCCCCCGCUCCUGUGAAAAGGGUGAGGGGUGGAAAGGAGCCCUAGGGCCAGAGCUCCGAGUGGGGGUAGGAGCAGGGGCAAGGAGAGGGAGUGCCUCUGUCAUUGACACUCUAAGGGGCAACAACGUCACUCUUCAUAAGCUCCUGCAACCUCUGACCUCUGGGCCCUGCAGCCCACAGAGAUCUGCCAGUCCUGCGCCCACAUCACCAGACAACCAAACAGAGAGCAGCUCCUCUGAGUUCCGCUCCGAGGCAGAGGACGGCUUCCCUUCUCCGAGUGCUUUGCCUGCCACCCUCCUCCUGGCCCUACCUGACCCCACACACUCUGAGGCCCGGCGUCAUAGUGACACUUCUGUGGAAUCCAAGACAUUGGAAGCCACCAAUGCGAGCAGGGUUAAAUCUGUGUCAGGUGGGCGGAGGCAUUCAGACUUCAGCACCCUGCUGAGUCUAAACUCUGCCCAUCACCACCACCAAGGCGCACCCAGAAAGCACCUCUGCCAGGCCUGCUUCUCUCUGCUGCUGCUGAAGUCACAAGAGGGGGGGCAGAAGCACAUCGCCUUUCCCUUUCCACCACACCCCUGUGGGGUAGCGACAACCGCAGGGUCCGGAGGGGUGAAAGGUCAAAGUCACAUAGGAAGUGACUGCUCUGACCUCUUCUUACUACAACAGAACCUGAUGAACAUCAUCAGCUGUAAAACCACCCUAUCCAACCAGGGCCAACCCUCCCUCCUCCACCUGCCUGCAGCCCAGCAGCCUGCCAAGAACUAUGGGGAUGGGAGUCUGAACUUACUCCAGAGAGGCAGCUUCAGUGGUGGCCACACUACACCUCCUCUGGCCAGGCCCACACAGGACCGCAGGGCCAGCUACUGCGCUGGGGAGCAUCGAGCUACCGGGCCCCCGGGAGUGUCCAGUGCUGUGCACACCUUGCUCCAGAACCAUGUGUCUCUCCAGAGCCAGCCUGCCUCUGCCCCGGCCCUGCACACCCACCUGCAAUACCUCCAGCCUGGCCACAGCUACCCCACCGCUCCCCAGGUCAUUCAGCAGACACCCACCACAGCCAGCUUCUCAGCUGUAGCUUUGCAACACACCCCAGCCUCAGCAAGUUACUCGGCAUCAAACGUUCCUCUGCAACAGAAUCAUACCGGACAGAGCUACCCAGCUCCACCUCAGCAACAGACAGCAAUAGCAGCAAGUUAUACAACUGCAAAUGUACCACUUCAACAGCCUGCAGCAAGCUUUUCAGCGACAACUACGCCCCCGCAGCAGCCACACACUGCAGCAAGCUACACAGCAGCAACAAUGCCAAUCCAGCGGACACCAACUCCACAGAGUUAUGUUGCUCCAGCUCUGCAACAGCUGACUCAAACUGCAGCGAGCUACGCAGCUCCAACUCUGCAACAAAACCCAACACCAGCAAGCUUCUCAGCAGCAGCAGCAGCCUUGUCUGUCCAACAGACUGUAUUGGCAGCUACCAUAGCAGCAGCAGCAGCAGCAGCAACAAAACCCACACAACCAGUUGCACAGAACUACUCCGCUCCAGUGGGGCAUCUCCAACAGACUGCACCCACACAGAGUUGUGCAUCUGUAGCCCCAACUGUGGUCCACACAGUACCUAUACCCAGUCUCCCUACUCGGACCCCCAGUGUAGCAACACAACCUCUAACUUCUGUUGUUCCUCCCCCAGUCCAGCCUUGCCCAGCCCCACACAGCCUCUCAGACAUUGCCAUGCCUCCCAUUCUGCAGCCUGGCCAGUCUAGUCCCAUGCAUCACAGCCAACAGACAGUGCAGGUCCCCAUUCAGCAGCAACACAGCCAGCAAAUGGCACAGACUGCUGUCCAACAGGAUAGUCCCAUGCAGCACAGCCAACAGACUGUGCAGGUCUCCCUACCCCAACACAGCCAGCCAAUGGUUAAGCCUACUGUCCAACAGACUCCAGUUGUCCAGCGCUACCAGUCACCUGCCCAUACUGUGCAGCAAGGUUCAACCCUCCAGAGUUACCCCAAUUCUAUACCCCUGAUGGGGCAACAGAACUCUGCUUCUCAGAGCUACCCACCCUCAGCCCCACACAUACAACAGGCUGCUUCUCAGAGCUACCCACCCUCAGCCCCACACAUACAACAGGCUGCUUCACAGAGCUACCCACCCUCAGCCCCACACAUACAACAGGCUGCUUCACAGAGCUACCCACCCUCAGCCCCACACAUACAACAUGCUGCUUCACAGAGCUACCCACCCACAGCCACACAGGCUGCAACGGUGCAAGGCUACACAUCACUCCAACCCAGUGUGAUGGGUCAGGCCUGUCCAUCUGCUCAGGCUCCACAGCAGGCCGCAGACCCACAGACCUACCCAGUGGCCCCCAUAGUGCAACAACAGACUGGGACUACUGCACAGCACAGCCAGGCACAGGUGGCCCCACUACCCCCAGGCCAGCAGUACCAACUCUAUCUCCACAACCCAGCUUUCCUGAACCAGAAUGUCCCUGGGGGUCAAAGCUUUCCCCAGCACCACCAGUCAUUAUCUAGUCUGCCUGCCCAGGCACUGCCUUCUCAGCAGCCAUUGGCUCAGGCCUCUGACCCUCUGCAGUUGCAGCCACUACAGAUGUCCACUUCUCUGCCCCCAACACACCUUUCACAGUUUCCCUCACCGUAUCCCAACAUCCAAGUGGUGACACCUCUGGCUGGAUGUGACUCCUACCCUCACCCCUGCCCUGUUCCCCAGUCCUACCCCUCCUCCACUGCCCUAUCUCUGCCCCCUCUCUACCUCUCCCCAGGCCAGCCUGCCACUCUGCCCCCCUCUGUCUCACCCCUUGCCCCCCUGCAUAUAGGGAACGCUCUGGUGCCACCCACCUCUGUGUCCUUGAUACCCUCACCAACAACCCUGCUGGCCAUGGCAGCACCCACACUGCCACAGCGCCUGCAUAUGUACCCUGCUGUUUUGCAACAGAGUGUUAUGACACACCCACACACACAACAACCUACUCACACACACCCUGUUCACUCACACCCUGCCUCACUACCUGGACAACAGAAUACACACCACAUGAACCCAGACCGUUCUGCCCUACCCCUACCUGUUCAACACAACACACACCCCACAUACACACACCCUGCUGCUGCACCUGAGCUUGCUCUGCACAGCUCUCAGCCGUUAAGACAGGUCAAGCAGCAAACCCAGGUUCCAGAUCCAGUCCACCCCUCCCAGCCUACCCAUCCUGCAGUUUUCUCCUCUCCCAUACAUAGUGGACUGGACAGGGGCACAGUCACUGCCACAGCCCAGCUUGACCAGAACCUCAGCCAAACCCUGUCUCAGCGUCAGGCACUAGGCCAGAACCAGAGCCAACCCCAGGCUCCAGCGUCACAGCCACCAGGCUCCCAGACAGCAGGACCUGGGCCUGCCAGCACCAGCUUGACACAGCAGAACCAGGCCAGUGCCAGCACAGGGACCACGGUCACCUCGGCACAGCCUCAAACAGAGUCCAAUCUGGAGGAUCCUGGUGCAGAGAAGCAGGCGUCAGGGGCCAGCUACUCCUACGACAGUGUGAACUCCGAUGCCACCUCAGGGAAGGAGAUGAGCGACGGUAAUGAGGGGACACACGGGUCAGGGAAGGGCGAGGGGAAGGUCCGGAAACCCCACCGCCGCUCCACACGCACCCGCUCACGCCAAGAGAAGCUCAACAAGCCCAAACUCAGCAUGCUCAACGUGUGUAAUACAGGGGAUAAGAUGGUGGAGUGUCAGCUGGAGACCCACAACCACAAGAUGGUCACCUUCAAGUUUGACCUGGACGGAGACGCACCUGAGGAGAUCGCCACUUACAUGGUGGAGAAUGACUUCAUCCUGCUCCUGGAGAAGGAGAUGUUUAUAGAGCAGCUGAAGGACAUUGUGGACAAGGCUGAGGAUAUGCUGAGUGAAGACACAGAGGGGGAGAGGAGCUCUGACCACGCGGGCAGUCCUCAACAGAGCCACGGAACAGUCAUACUGGGGGGAGAGGGUUCAAAGACUGCUACACCUAAUUCACCACAGCUUGUUUACCAGCAGAAUGUCCUCCACACUGGGAAGCGCUGGUUCAUUAUCUGCCCCGUGGCCGAGACGCCCACGCCAGACAGGGAGAAGACCUCAUCAGACGCCUCUACAGCCAAGGAGGUUCCCGAUACGUCAUUGUCUAGGUCCAGCUGCAGUACUACUCCUCCUGUUCCUGCCCUGACCACCACAGCCCCUACUCCAGCCCCUUCUGCCCUCCCUGCACCUCAGAGAUCUGCUCAGCCUCAGGACCCCAAUGUGGGCAAGGCCAGAAUGCAGCAGCCCCAGGCCUCUGGAACCAAACCCACCACCAAUACUACCACUGCUGCUGUGGGCCGCCACGAGCCCUGUGUCUCCAUGGUAACAGACAUCCCAUGCUGCCCCAUUGUUCCACCCGUGUCUCUGGAUGUGAAUGGGGUGGGACAUAAAGGGGCGAGCGGCACUUCCUCCUGUCUACCCAAUCAGGGGGCCAGCCUGUCAGGAGACCUGCCCCCUCUGGGCUCCCACCAACCUGUGGUCUUGCAGCAGCCCUACGCUACACCCAGCAUGGUGGGUGGAGGAGGUGGAGCCACAACACCAUCACAGCCCCAGAGUCCAGCCCACCAGGCCUCCCAGCAGCAGGAUGGACCUGGUGGAUCUGGGAGUGGAGGUGGUGGGGGCCUGGGGGAGUCUGAUGGCGAGGGCCCCCCCAGGGUGGAAUUUGUGGACCGCACUAUCAAGACUCUUGAUGAGAAGCUGAGGAACCUGCUGUACCAGGAGUACGCCCCAUCUGCUCCCUCCAGCACUGCCUCAGACCUCCAGGGCUUCAGCACAGAGGGGGUCAGCUCUCCCCUUGUCUCUGACAGCCAGACCAUCACAGAGGGGGGGCUCUCCAGGAAGGGAGAGCUGCUGCCUCAGAUCCCUGAGCGUACAGAUAGUUUGGAUACCCUGAGUGACUCUGCAGCCUGUAAAGGUGUGCUGAACACUGACAUGAUGGGCAGUUCCAGUUCCUAUGGCUCCAAGAGCCGUUUUCAGAUCGUCCCCACUCCUCCAGAAGUCAUCAUCCGUCGUUUAGAGAAGGGCAGAAGUCGCAGCACCUGCAGCUCCACGGCUCCCUCUAGUGGCUCGGGGGGCUCUCACGCUGCAGCUGAGGGGGGAGGACGGCGAGGCCAGGGGUGUAUGGCCGUGGGCAGGUUCUCAGUGAUAACCACCGAAGAGGGGUUGGAAAACAACCCCAAACCUCACUGUAGCCACCGCUACUCAGCCCCCCCAGACUUCUACCAGGACACUCCCACAUCCAGCCCCAACGCCACCCCCACCCUGCUCCCACGCGCCCACACUGCUGACGCUGCCACGAACUACUCCUUCCACUUCGACUCUGACUCAGGGGAGGAGGACACCAGUAGUUUAGCCCCUACCCACCACAAGCCUCCAGCCCACGUACUCUCGGAACACAGCGGAAGUGACCUCAUGAAGAGGGCGGUGGCCUUCCUGCGCCGCACGGGCCGCAGCAGCAGUGUGCAGAGCUCUGAUUCGCCGAGCCGGCAACCCGUGGUAGCGAACGGCCACGCCCUCUCGCCGCCUGGACCCGGCCACGCAUCGUACAUCAGCAGUGACAACGAUUCUGAGUUUGAGGACGCAGACAUGAGGAAGGAGCUGCAGAGGCUGAGGGAAAAACACAUGAAGGAGAUCUCCGAGCUGCAGGCGUUCCAGAGGAAUGAGAUCGAGCGUCUGUAUAAAGAGGUGGGGAAAGCCCUGCCGCCUGGUGUAGGCCUGCUGCACGCUGCGCCCCCUAGUGGCCGCAGACGUAGGGCCAGCAAACACAAGCUGAAGGCGGGCAAGCUGCUCAACCCCACGGUGCAGCAGCUGAAAAACAACCUGAACACCACCACCACCACCGGUGAGAGAAAAGGUGAGAGUACACCGGGCUUGUCUGGCUCUCCAGCUAAGAGCUCCAUCAUGUCUGACAGCUCUGCCUGCUCCAGUGGCAGCAGCAGUAGUACCAGCAGCAUUCUGCCCAGCACUGCCCCAGAACCCGUCCAGACCCAGCAGCCCUGUUCUCUCAAGGGCUCCCUCUCCUCUGACAGCAUCUAUGGUGGUGGCAUGGCCACACACGCUGGCCCAGGGCAAGGAUGGACGGUAUACCACCAAACGUCAGAGAGAGUGACCUAUAAAUCUAGUAGCAAACCGCGUGCUAGAUUCCUCAGUGGACCCGUGUCUCUGUCCAUCUGGUCCACACUGAAACGACUAUGUCUAGGCAAAGAGCGCAGUAGUAGGUCUUCUCACGGCGCCAGUGCAACUCAGACAGCGUCCAAUCAGCAACCAGCUGUUCCAACCCCUUCGUCAUCUCCUCAACCAAUGGCGGCGCUAGUUCAGGCCCAGACGAACAACAGCAACAACAAGAAGCCAGGCACCUUCACAGACGACCUGCACAAGCUGGUAGAUGAUUGGACGAAGGAGACGCUGGCGGCCAAUCAGCCACGGCCCUCUCUGAACCAGAUCAAACAGCAGCGACGCAGGCAGGACCUGGAGGGCCGAGCCACGCCCAUGGGAGGAGCCACCCAGGAGGUGAGAUGUGCCAUCCUUCCAAACAAGUUCCAGCUGCCUCUGUCCUGUCCGCUGACAGCUGUAGGCCUAGCCGUGCCCACUGACCUGGGCUCCAACCCCUCUGCCAUGCUCCAGCCCGGGUACCUGAUAACAGCAGGUCCUUAUGGAGGGAUUGUGCCCGGCCCCUUAUACCCCCAGCAGUGGUCUGGUAUGCCCAGUCCUGUGGGGAGGAUGGGGGCAGCGGGAGGAAUGCCCUACCCCACCAUGGCCAACCCAGAGUUGCAGGCGUACCCCCUUACCCUGCACAGCCCUGAGAACGGCCCUAACACCAGGACUACCUAAUGUGACGAAUAGCACCUUCCUGCACCCAGCAAACCCCCACCCCAUCGCACCUGAUGCUCAAAACAGACUGCCCCCAACGUCCCCCUCUAUCCCAGCACCCUCACAUCAGGACUGUCUAACUAACAGGUCUUACCUAAUUCUGUGCUGAUAACCUAACUCCACUCUGUCCCCCCUGGUUUUCACUCCAGGGUUACAAUUGUAAUGAAAUCAGUCUAAUCACUUUUAAUGGGGUGACGGGACAGAAAAUAGAAUAAAGUAGGGCCCACACAUUUAGAUGCACCAACAAAUGGCUUAUGGGUCGUUCCACCUCAAAAAGCACAAGAAAGAGGAUUUUGACAACCAUCUCCGGUUGUGCUAAAAUUGUUUCUGUAGUUAGAAACAUAAGAUUAGAAUUCCUGAAACAAUUUGUUACUGCCACACCCUUUUAUCAAAUUCACUGAUAUUUAGUGUUUAUUAAAUGGAUCACAUCUUUUUUUUUUUUUUCAACUUUGGGUAGAAAACCAAUGGCUUUGGCUCAAGGGAUUAUGUUACAUAGGAUGAAGAAGCAAUACUCCAAGUCAGACAUAGAGAAGUGUUGCUGUAUACUGGGUGGGAUUGGUGUGGGGGGGGUCCGUGGGUGGCGUUUGACCAUUUUUAUUGGAUUCCUUGUGUCUUACUCAAUUGUAGGAAGAAGUUUGACCCAAAUCGUAUGUUUGGUACUAUAUGUAUUGAAUAUUAUGUGAAUCCUAUGAAUUAAAAGGGCCAAUUUGGGUGCAAUCAAAUAGGUUAAUUUCUCAAAUUUCAACAAUGUUGCAAGAAUGCCAAUCUUAGAAACAGAUAACUACAGAAACGAUUUCUGAACAAUCUGAGAUGGUGUCAUGGCUUGCUGAAAUGACAUGGGAUGACACUUAUGUGUUGGAGUACACAUUAGUGUGUCUGAGUACUGGCCCCUACUUGACUGUACUACUCAACCCCUCCAGUGUUCCUAUAUGCAGGAUAGUCCUGCUCCACUCUGCUCUGAUUAUGUGGUUUGAUGCUUUAUCAAAGAGCAACAUGCAUGUAAAUAACCUGUGAGCUUGUAAAUCUCCAGUGUGCAGGUAGAUGUAGUUUAUACAACACCUGAAGUUUUCCUGUGUGUGCUUGCGCACAGUAUAAAUGUCCUUUGUGUGUGUGUGUGUGUGUGUGUCAGAGUACCUACUGCUUUGGUCUUGACUAAACUCAGUCAUACAAAUAAUAUUAGCGGUCACCAAUGUGACAUUUUCACCAAAUCCAUCAUAACCAAUAAGCAGUAAUGUUUUCAGAUAGCUUUUUAUUGUUUACUAACGUUUUGUCAACCUUAAUACACUACAUUAGAAAUGAAAAUACAAGGGUUUAAGAUGACAGGAUACCUGUAUUUAAGGUGAAGUUCUAUGGAGGAGUGCCUUGAACAUUGCUUUUUUUUUGUGAAAUUAAGCAUGUCCAAAUCACACAGAUUUUAUUUCAUGGUGGCUUGAGUGCCACUUCACUUUUUAUGCUUUGCAGACACUUUUUUUGGUUUACAUUUGAAUGCCCUUGUAACACUGCACUAUUAACACAGUAUAUGCUUUUAUUUAAGUAAUAAAAUCACGUUUUUAAUCUUUGUUUACUCCACCCUUGUGAAAUUUAGAACGCCAUAGAUGUGAAAUGGACAGUUGCCUUGCGAGAACAGGCAGUUUAUGUAGCUACAGUUAAUAAGAGAAAACAACAUAAAAUAAAAGUCAAAACAAACUCAUUGGGCAGUGGUUAGUGUCAUAGGCAUAGAGUUAGAAUUCCUAGAAUUAACAUUCCAAUUCAAGUCAACGUUCCUCAAUGGAUGGACCAAUUGAAUUCUCAUUCUAUAUGAGCUAGGAGUAGGGGAGCUAGUAGUGUCCAGCUCAGAAUGUAGCAGAGGCAGGUUUGCCGAGCGAGACUUAAAGUGCAAUUUCACCCCUCCACCUAGCUUUCAUAGUGGCCGUGCCACAAGCCUUAUCCAGGAACCUGCAACAGGAGCUAGUUUCUUUUGUUGCCUACAAAUCACAAAGAAAACACUAACUGCAUUUACAACUGCAAAAUAUUUUCUGUUGGGCCAAGAACAUGGCUCCUAUUAUUAAGCACAUCAUGUGAUUUAAUUAGUGCAAUUACCAGUUAUUUACUCGUCUAAAGUAUUGUUUUGUGUUUCUUGAGCUUGAUGUCGACGCUGCUAGUGUGUCUGGUGGAUCCAUUAAGAAGGAAAGGAGUUAGGGUGUGUAUCUCGUGGUACUUGAUAAGAUGAUACGCAUCCCUCCAGUAAUAAAUACCUUUUUCAGAGGGUAUGUUUUCUCAAAGAGAUGUUCAUUUGAAGCAGUGUUAUUAUAUUGCCUUGUUGAAAUUAUUAAAUGAUGUAUCAUUUCCCGGGUGGUUAUUGAUACCCUGGCUUUCUGUUCUUUAUGGUUUUGAGUGUUUGAUUCCUCUGUUCAGAAUGAAACAUGCUAAAUGCAGAUGGAGAAUUGCAGAUGGCAUGACCUGUGUUCUAACCAUAGCCUGUAUGAAAUGGGUUCCAACCUGUAAAAAUAUGAUAAUAUGUGCCAUUUAGCAGACGCUUUUAUCCAAAGCGAUUUAGUCAUGCGUGCAUACAUUUUUACAUGGGUGGUCCAGGAAAUCGAACCCACAAUCGUGACAUUGCAAGCACUAUGCUCUACCAACUGAUCACAAUAUGUAUCCCACCAUACCUGUACAUAAUGGGAUUAACCUCCCCCUUAUCCUCCUGACCAUUGAAAGAGCAGUUCAGUUCAAGAGCAGUUCAGAACAGUUCAAACUGUUCAAAUAUUUUCCAUACAGCAAGAUGAUUAUUAUACCGCCAGCUAGAAAUCUCACAACCACCACACCAGUUAAAGGUUGCAGCACUCCAGUCCUGCCAAGCUGUGAAUUGUACAGUUUUCCUGUAAUUAGUAUUUCUACAUUUUCUUUCUGUUUUGGGAUUUCACAUCAGUGUUUGUUAUUCCAUCAAUUCGGUUUGAAUUGGACUUUUAUAGGAUAUUAUGCAGUCUUCUGCUUUGGUGAAAUACUUCUAGUAGUAAGAGAUUUCUGUUCUCUGUUACUCGUAUUUAACAGUAAUGCUACUGCUGUCUGUUAUGCUUAGUGAGCAGAAAACCUCUGUUGGAAUAUUCACUGGGAGGCAACAUUCAGAUCCAUAGAAAUGGAUUGUAUAGAACCAAUACGAUUAUCUGAGGAAUAGCGCACUGUGCCACUUCUGAUCAUUGCAUUUCUAUCAGUUCUGAGCAACAUUGCCUCCUGUUGAAUAUGCACCCCUUGAUGGAAGGCUUGCAAUAAAGCUCUGCGUGGAAUUUGCUUCUGCCUGCUGUGCAUUUCCCACUAUAUUACCUUACCAACCCAGUCAGCCCCACUCUAAUCACAAAGACUGUACAUGUUUAAAGAGAGAAAUAAACAUUAUUUUGUCCUUGA